UCAUAGAGUCAUAUUCUAUUUGCAUGAUCAAGAUAUAUUAGAUAUACAUAGUUUUUUGUAAGUUGGUAGUUUUUCUCAGAAAACAGAGAAUGAAAAUGUCGUCUAAGGUCACUAGUGCCACCCUUUGCCUUGCAGUGUUAUUCCUCUUCUUAACCUCCACAUAUGCUGGAAGACUUGGCCCUGCUUCUUCCUCUUUCACUUCAACCAAAACUCAACAUGGGGUUUUGGAAGAGGAAAAGUUGGACGUGGAGGAAAGUUGCGAUGGUAUUUCAGAAGAAGAUUGCUUGAUGAGAAGAACACUUGUGGCUCACACGGAUUAUAUCUACACACAGAAGCACAAACCAUGAGAUUCAUCGCUGUUUCUCAUACCGGAUUCAAGCUUAUCAUUGUAAUUAUGCAUAAGCUAUACUUUUCACAUACAUAUAUAUAUAAUCCACUUCUGAAAUCUUAAGAGUUGGUUCAGUCAAUUGUUUUUCUUUUCCUGCAGUUUUUCUUUUUGUUUCAUAUUGUAAACCGAUGAAUAUAUGUGGAUAUCGAUUUUGAUAGUAUAAAUUUGGAUAUUACCCUUA
Vigna unguiculata (cowpea) is the source of this 569-nucleotide messenger RNA. RefSeq names its product phytosulfokines 3-like. Gene Ontology annotation, biological process: cell population proliferation. The record is from RefSeq and is a predicted model, not a curated record. Gene Ontology annotation, cellular component: extracellular region. Lineage: Eukaryota; Viridiplantae; Streptophyta; Magnoliopsida; Fabales; Fabaceae. Gene Ontology annotation, molecular function: growth factor activity.